GGUCCCUGCCCAGUGGUAGGUUGCCGUCUGUUGCUCGAGACCCCUGCCAGGGGUAGAUUGCCGCCUGUUGCCCGAGGCCCCUGCCCAGGGGUAGAUUACCUGCCUGUUGCCCAAGACCCCUGCUCAGGGGUAGGUUGCCCGCCUGUUGCCCGAGCCCCAAGCCUAGGAGGGAGAUUGCCUGCCUGUUGCCGAAGACCCCCCGUGCCUGGAAUCGUCCCUGGUUUGCGC
Messenger RNA from Staurois parvus, 228 nucleotides. Lineage: Eukaryota; Metazoa; Chordata; Amphibia; Anura; Ranidae. The record is from the annotation of a GenBank genome assembly.